AUGGUGACUGUCCGGUCUGUGGUUGCUUUGGCUGCUUCCAAAAGAUGGUUUAUAUAUCAGAUGGAUGUCCACAAUGCUUUCUUGAAUGGUGAUUUGCAUGAAGAGGUCUACAUGGACAUUCCCUGUGGUUUUGCUAGACAGGGGGAGAGGUAUUUAGUGAAGUUUGGAGGAGGAUUAAUAUCAUGGAAGUCUAAGAAGCAAGGGACUGUGUCAAGAAGCUCAGCUGAGGCAGAAUUCAGAAGCAUGGCCACAUGUGCAGCUGAAAUAACCUGGUUGAUAGGCUUAUACAAAGAGCUGGGAGUCAAUAUAACAGUACCAGUAAAAAUGCUAAUGCCGCCUAUUUUCAUCAAAGUAAACAAGAAGAUACUAUCCAAGACUUGCUUAUUGAAAACAAAUGUAGUUGGAAUGUCGUGGGAAACAAAGAUAGUGAGAGAAAAAUCCAACUAUUUCAUAUGUGAAGGAGAUUGGCCACAAUUUGUGGUGCAUCAUAAAUUGGAGCUAGGGGACAUUUUGAUCUUUUUUCUCAUCGAUAAAUCAACGUUCCAUAUCCUGCCUUACACUCAGAAAUGUUUCAAAAACUCUUGUGGCAGAGGAGUAUUUCAGGAACUAAGCAGUUCUUCGGAAGAGGAACAUGACGUUGGAAUCGCUAGAAAAUUGAAGAAAAUGAAAAUGGAGCAAAAAGAAUCGUCAGAAGAGGAAGAAGCUGAGGGUGGAAAUGAAGAAAAUGCUCCAAAGACGAGCAGAUUCAGUGUGAUCAACAUAAAGAACAAAGAUCCAUACUUUGAAAUGGUUGUAAGAAAGACACAUUCAAUUUUUAUGACCAUCCCGAAGAGCUUUGCUAUAUGGACGGGCAUAACUAAGAUGAAGAAAAUGAGACUGGUAAAUGGAGAAGGCAACGAGUGGAAAUUAGUGGACAUAGUGCAUACUCGGCAAAGGGUUUACAUGAAAAGAGGAUGGGCUGAAUUCCGAACUCUUAACAAAAUAGCCAAUGGUCAGACUUGUCGAUUCAAGUUGAUUAAGGGAAAUGGUUGUGGGAAUAACGUUUUACAGGUUCAAAAGAUCCCCAAACCCAAGUGCUUGAAAUAG
This is a messenger RNA of Solanum tuberosum (potato), 1086 nucleotides long. Its product is annotated as B3 domain-containing protein REM9-like. The transcript has 5 exons. The record is from RefSeq and is a predicted model, not a curated record. Gene Ontology annotation, molecular function: DNA binding. Bases 1 to 1086 code for a protein of 361 amino acids. NCBI's taxonomy places the organism in Eukaryota, Viridiplantae, Streptophyta, Magnoliopsida, Solanales, Solanaceae.